This is a messenger RNA of Salvia hispanica, 3038 nucleotides long. NCBI's taxonomy places the organism in Eukaryota, Viridiplantae, Streptophyta, Magnoliopsida, Lamiales, Lamiaceae. The record is from RefSeq and is a predicted model, not a curated record.
AUGCUUUUAAACUUGUUGUUCUUCAUUUGUACACUAAUUUCAUCCUUCAUUUUCACUGCUCACUGUUAUAGCAACAAAUGCCUUCGUCACCAGGAAAUCUUGUUGGUUCAACUCAGGGAUGAGAUGAUCUUCAAUUCUUCUCUUUCGACAAAACUGGUGCGAUGGAACGAAAGUGGCGAGUGUUGCAAGUGGCCCGGUGUGGAAUGUGAUGCUUCUGGCUACGUCGUUAGUUUGCAACUCGAUGGUGAGGCCCUUUCCGGUGGAAUUGGGGAUUCGUCGAGUCUCUUCAGAUUUAAAUAUCUGCAGAAGCUUAACCUCGCGUACAAUUACUUCAAUGAUGCCAUUCCAAAAGGUAUUGGAAAUUUCACUUAUUUGACACACUUGAAUUUGUCAUAUGUUGGUUUUGGCGGGCAUGUUCCUUCUGAAAUUUUGACCUUGACGAGAUUGGCUAGUCUCGAUAUCUCCAACAACUUUGGAGAGAUUAGCUUUGAGCACCCAAAUUUGGAGAUGCUUGUCCAAAAUCUAACAGAACUUCGAGAGCUCUAUCUUGAUGGUGUCGAUAUAACUUCCUUGCAUGAAAGGAAAAAUUGGGGCCAUAUUCUAUCAUCACAUUUACCCAACCUCACCUCUUUGAGUAUGGUUGGUUGUUUUCUUUGUGCCCCUUCGCCUAAAUCUUUUUGGCAACUUCAUUCCCUUUCUAUUCUUCGACUAGAUCAUAACGAUCUUUCAGGGAUAACACUUCAUGACUUAUUCACUAAUUUUCCAAGCUUGGCCACCUUGACCCUUUCUAGCUGCAGUUUAAAUGGUUCAAUUCCGUCCACCUUUGCUAACCUAACUAAGCUUAUUCAUGUUGAUUUGUCAUAUAACUCCUUCACAGGCUCACUUCCUUCUACAUUGUUUGCUAACCUCACCAAGCUGAUUCAUGUUGAUCUGUCAGAAAACUCUUUGACAGGCUUACUUCCCUCUUCAUUCUUUGAAGGUGUUUCCAAUCUCGUUCAUCUCGAUUUGUCCAAAAAUUCAUUCUCGGGUAACAUCCCCCACUCUCUGUAUGCUCUUCCUUCAUUGUUGGAACUUGAUCUUAGUUACAACCGAUUUAAUGACACUUUUCAACUCGACAACUUUCAAAGCCUUCCCAAUCUCACAUGGCUUGGUCUAUCAGGCAAUAGCUUGUCAGUAGAUAUUGACAACUUCAAUUCGAGUUCAUCUAGUGGUCUCCAAUUAAAACUGUUACACCUAGCUUCAUGUAACUUGUCCCAUUUUCCUGAUUUCAUCAAAGAUUUGGAUCUGCUAGAAUUGGAUCUCUCGGCCAAUAGUAUUGCAGGGGAGAUUCCUAGUUGGAUUUGGGGAACACAACUUUGGUAUUUGAACCUUUCAUUAAAUCUUCUAACAGAUUUUCAAAAGCCUUACAAUAUUCCUGCUUCUCUUGAGAGCCUAUUGCUGGACUCUAAUCAGCUCAGGGGUGAGUUGCAGUUGCCCAUUCCACUUGAAUCUCAACUCAAUUACUUAUCUGUUGCUAAUAAUAGUUUAAGAGGAUCAAUUCCAACCUCCCUUUGCAAAGCCACACACCUUGAUUCUCUUGAUUUGUUUGGAAAUAAAUUAAGUGGUAGCAUACCCCCUUGCUUACUCCAAACCAUUAGGUGGCUUGAUCUGAAUCAAAAUAGCUUGUUGAUUACCAUGGACAUUGGGAACAACAACAUCAGCGGCAACAUUCCAGAUAUUUUUCCUAUGGAUUGUAGGCUAAACUAUUUGGUUCUUAGCAAUAAUAAUUUAGAAGGGAUGAUCCCAAAAUCUAUCAAAAGUUGCAUGUCGUUGGAGAUUAUGGACGUCGGGAACAACAACAUCAACGAUACGUUCCCAUGCAUGCUAUCAUUCUCAUUGAGCGUUCUUAUUUUGCACUCCAACAGAUUCCAUGGUGAAGUGACAUGUAACAUGACCUUGUCAUUGCUUAGAAUUCUAGAUAUAUCUUUAAAUGAUUUUAGUGGACGUCUGCAAUCGAUAAACUUCUCUAGUUGGAGGGGUAUGAUGGAUUGGAGUGAUGCAGAAUCGUACGGAGUUGGAGUGACAUUAAUCAUGAAAGGCAUAGAGUUAAAACUUAAAAAGAUUUGGCCAGAAUUUGGUAGUAUUGAUUUUUCAUGCAAUAAUUUCAUUGGAGAGAUACCAAAGGCAAUUGGCGAUCUUACCUCACUUCAUCAUCUCAACUUGUCCCACAAUGCCCUCAACGGAAACAUCCCUCAGUCAUUUGGAAACAUGAGUAAACUUGAAUCACUUGACCUCUCUCGAAACCAGCUCGCAGGGCGAAUACCGAUGGGGCUUGGAGAACUCACAUUCCUUGAAGUCUUGAAUCUGUCAUACAAUAAGCUGGUCGGAAUGAUCCCAAAUGGCCGUCAAAUUCAAACAUUUUCAGCUAAAUCCUUUGAAGGAAAUCCCGGCCUCUGUGGUUUCCCUCUCAACAAAAACUGCAGUCAUACUAAUGAGCUAUCAUCGCGAGGACAUGAAGAUGUUGAAGAGAAGAGGGAGAUUGAGUGGGAAUAUGUAUCUGCUGCACUCGGAUAUGUUGUGGGAUUCGGAAGCAUUGUAUGGCUACUUCUAUUUUGCAGAAGCUUCAGAGAGAAAUACUUUAGCAAAAUAGAAGAGGUUGUUGAAGACAUAUUCAUUGCCAGAGACAUGAGAAGAAGGCGUGCAAGAAUGAUAGCCAGGAACCGAGUCAGGAGACAUUAGUGUUGGUAUUGCUAUUAAAUUUCUUGAGAUAUGUUUCCUUCACAUGUGUUUGUGUGUUUUUGAUACAUAAAUAAAUAACAGAACAUGAGGAAGAGCAGCAUUCAGCCAGAGAAGAAGAGCGCCACGAGGAAGAGGUGAUAAUGGAGCAGGAUGAACCAAUUGCUCUUGUUUCUUUAGUCUUUUGUUUAUUAAACUGUGUUUUAUUUUAUUUUAAAUUGAGUCGGGCUUAAAGCCCCAUUCGGGUUUUCUUUGCGGUUCUUUCCUGAAUAGACUAGGAGGUCGAACCGUACAGAUUAGGUUUAAAUGCAUCGUUAGUAUUA